CUCGUUCAGGACAUCUUCCCUUCGACCGACAUCGUGGUCACUAGGCCUCUGCUGCUUCGACUGCACUGAUUAUACCUCUCUGCGCAGUACCUAGCUACGAUGACAGCGGACUCGGAUUCGCGCUUGUGCUGCUGCUGUAUCCCAGUGCGAGUCGGCAUUAUCCUGCUCGCUCCGAUUACUUUUCUGCUCUCUUCGGCCUUGGCAGGGGCUAUCAUCUUCCACCUAUGGUCAAGCGGCAGCAAGCUACCCGUCUCCACGCAAGCCAUUGGUGGUCUCUACACUGCCUUGAUGAUCAUACUUGCCAUUGCUAGCUUCCUCGGGCUGAUCGGCUCGGCUCGCAAAGUCUCCACCCUCGUCCGUGUUUACUUCUUUGCUCUCCUGGCUGCCUGGGUCUUGGGCAUCGGACUGGGCACUGCCUACACGACUGACACAUUCAUUCACAGGGACGAGAUCAUUCAGAUUUGCCAGGCCAGACAGGAAAGGCUCUGGAAAGGCAAUGAAGCGCUUAUCAAGCUGGGUCAAGACGCCUGCAGAUUUAAAUUCAAGCUUUGGGCGGCCAUCUUCAUCUGCCUCUGGGUCAUCUUCCAUGCGGUUUUCCUAUACUUUGUUGUCAUCGCCUCUCGAGCGUCUCGGAUCCUUAGAGAUGACGGCGUGACGGUACGAAACACCUACUCGUACCCUGGGGGCCCGCCUUCGUAUGGUCGAACGGCGAGCGACAUCAGCAAUAGUAGUACCCUGCCGGUAAUUGUCACUCCUCCUCGCACCAGCAAAGGCAAGAAGCGCACGGGCAGUGGCGGAACGUCGUGCAGCAGCAGCAGCAGCACUGGCACUCAUGACGGAGAGAAGACUCCGCAAGCUCUCAAUGUGUCGAACGGGCAAGGUACGUCCCGAGAUCGGGGAAAAGCUAGCCCUCCAGGUGGACAUGGUCCUUCGACUCCCUGGCAGGCUCGCUUCUCCGGGCGCGAGAUGAAGACUCCAAUCGCUGUUGGCACCGAGGGCAGCGCAUGGGGCGCGGGCGGACCUGCUUCUGGUAGCGCUACGCCCGGUGGAGGAGGAGGAGCCACCCGCGCUCACGCUCUCUCGCACUCUAGCACCUGGAGUGGAUACGUCACUGCACCUGAUAUGGGCACACCUCACCGAGCCAAGGGUGAGAGUGAAAAGGGCGACGAGAUGGAUGCUGCAAAGAGUGUCAGCUCGCCCGUGGCGUCCAACAAAUGGGAGUAA
Microstroma glucosiphilum is the source of this 1224-nucleotide messenger RNA. RefSeq lists its product as hypothetical. The record is from RefSeq and is a predicted model, not a curated record. The coding region runs from base 100 to 1224 and encodes 374 amino acids. NCBI's taxonomy places the organism in Eukaryota, Fungi, Basidiomycota, Exobasidiomycetes, Microstromatales, Microstromataceae. The transcript has 3 exons.